AUGAAACUCGAUAAAAAAAAGGACUUUAAAAAAAAGCUUGUGACCUGCUUAUCCUUGUUACAAGUUGGUGAUCCUUUGAAAAUUAUUGUGGAUGAGACUUUUAUAAAACUUUGCAUUCUUCAUAAGAUAUCAAUAAAAGAGGAGCUAGUAAAAUUAAUGAAUAGACAAAUAAUUCUUAUGACAACAAAAUGUAUAUCACAUAAUGCAAGAAAACAAGCAGGAGAUGAAGAAGCUUCUUAUGCCAUAAGAAAGUUGACACAUUAUAAAUGUAAUCAUAAUGAAGAAAAUCUAAAAAAUGAUGCUGUAGAUAUAUAUGUAAAAAAAAUGAAACUUGAUGAAUAUUCGAAAUUAUCAAAAAAUAAUUAUUUUGCUAAUCAAGUUACGGUAACACAUAAUUUUGACAGUUUAUAUAAUAUAAAAAAUAAAGUUUAUCAAUGUGAUGAAUUAAAAAAUGAUAAUAUUGAAACAUUUAAUAAUAAACAGAAAAAAAUAGUAACAGAAGAAUGUGAUAAUUCAAAUACGAAUGAUCCUACAACCAUAGUAGUUUCGAAUGAUGUUGAUAUAAAUACAAAUGAUAAUGGGCCCAUAGAAAAUUUAAAUAAUGGUGAUACAAAUAAAAAUAACAUUGAUUCCAUAUUAAAUUUUAAUGAUAAUAAUAUGAAUACAAAUAAUAAUAUUAACUCAUUAGAAGAACAUAAUUCUGAAAUACACGAUAAGAUAAAAUUAAAUGAUUCUAUGAAAUGUAUUAUCGAUUUGGUAAAAAAUAAUAACGAAAAGAAAUUUUUCAUUUGCACUAAUAAUAUGGAAUUAAGGUCCUUCUUAAGGAGGGUUUAUAUAGUACCCAUAAUUUAUAUCAGCGAAAGUGGAGUCAUCAAAAUCGAAAGCUUGUCCACAAAGAAUUUAGACAAGAAAAAAAAUGUCGAAUUAAAAAAAAUGAAAAUGUUAAAAUGGGAAAGAGACCUUAAAAUGGCAGAACAGAAAAAAAAUAAAUUAAAUAUUAAAAAGAAAAAAAAAAAAAAUAGGAAAUAA
This is a messenger RNA of Plasmodium adleri (nom. inval.), 1029 nucleotides long. Its product is annotated as conserved Plasmodium protein, unknown function. The record is from RefSeq and is a predicted model, not a curated record. Gene Ontology annotation, cellular component: nucleolus; small-subunit processome. Lineage: Eukaryota; Apicomplexa; Aconoidasida; Haemosporida; Plasmodiidae. The transcript is spliced from 2 exons. Bases 1 to 1029 code for a protein of 342 amino acids. Gene Ontology annotation, molecular function: small ribosomal subunit rRNA binding.